Molecule: messenger RNA, 456 nt
Organism: Cetraspora pellucida
Lineage: Eukaryota; Fungi; Glomeromycota; Glomeromycetes; Diversisporales; Gigasporaceae
Source: the annotation of a GenBank genome assembly
UUAAAAAUAGAUACUAUAUUUAAAACUACAACUAGUAAUUUAAAGCACAAACAAAAUCAAACCCGUUCUUUAGUUGAAUGGAUUAUUAAUAGUGCACAACCAUUAUAUAUUUUAGAAUCACAAAAAUUUAAAGCAUUUAUUGCCACUUUAGAUCCUUAUUAUGAAUUACCUACCCGUAAAGCUGUUAAAUCAAUGAUACAUAAUGCUUAUAAUUUUUCUUUUAAUGUUUUAAAACAAAAAUUAAAAGAUACUGCAACUUCAUGUUCACUUAUAUGUAAUCUUUGGACUAGUAGAAAUCGUGAAUCAUAUCUUGGUAUUACCUGUUAUUGGAUCGAUCAGGAUUUUAAGCUAAACGAGGUUUUACUUGCUAUUAUACUUUGCUCUUAUCCUCAUACAGCAGAAAAUAUUUAUAAUACCUUAUUUGUGACUAUGGAUUAUUGGGAUAUAUUGCAUAAA